This is a messenger RNA of Ixodes scapularis (black-legged tick), 787 nucleotides long. RefSeq names its product 40S ribosomal protein S5. The record is from RefSeq and is a predicted model, not a curated record. Bases 110 to 739 code for a protein of 209 amino acids. NCBI's taxonomy places the organism in Eukaryota, Metazoa, Arthropoda, Arachnida, Ixodida, Ixodidae. Gene Ontology annotation, cellular component: ribosome; cytosolic small ribosomal subunit. Gene Ontology annotation, biological process: translation; ribosomal small subunit assembly. Gene Ontology annotation, molecular function: structural constituent of ribosome; rRNA binding; mRNA binding. The transcript is spliced from 5 exons.
AACGGUUCACACUAACGCCGCGAGGAGGCUACUAUUUUUUACCGGAAGUCGCGGCGCCCCGUGCUGAUUCCCCUCCUUUUCGACGUGUUUCUCCUGAAAGAGAACCAAGAUGUCAGAAAGCUGGGACGACAACGCUCCCACUACGGUGGCCGUUCCGACCGAGCAGCUGGAAACCAAGCUGUUCGGCCGCUGGAGCUCGAGCGACGUGCAAGUCAGCGACAUCGGGCUCACUGACUACAUUGCCGUGAAGGAGAAGCAUGCCAAGUAUCUGCCCCACUCUGCCGGGCGCUAUGCUUCCAAGCGCUUCCGCAAGGCGCAGUGCCCCAUCGUGGAGCGUCUUACAAACUCUAUGAUGAUGCACGGCCGGAACAACGGCAAGAAGCUGCUGGCCGUGAAGAUCGUCAAGCACUCUUUCGAGAUCAUUCACCUGCUCACCGGCGAAAACCCGCUUCAGGUGGUGGUGAAUGCCAUCAUCAACAGCGGGCCGCGGGAGGACUCUACGCGCAUUGGGCGUGCGGGCACGGUGCGUCGUCAGGCGGUGGACGUGUCCCCGCUGCGUCGGGUGAACCAGGCCAUCUGGCUGCUGUGCACGGGCGCACGCGAGAGCGCCUUCCGUAACAUCAAGACCAUUGCUGAGUGCCUGGCGGACGAGCUCAUCAAUGCCGCCAAGGGCUCUUCCAACAGCUAUGCCAUCAAGAAGAAGGACGAGCUGGAGCGUGUCGCCAAGUCCAACCGUUAAAAGAGAGAGAGGGGGAUUAAAGCUACUCUGCUCAUGUUUGAUCACGCA